AUGUUGACCGUCACGUAUUCCUCAUCGGAUAGGGUCGGGUUGGAGGUUACUCUCACCUUGACGUACGGGUUCGGGUCGGGGCACUCUACCAGCUUCCUCCGGUUUACAAGCCGGAACUCCGAUAUCUUCGUAUGGUUUCGGAGCUCUGCUGUUGAUCGGAGCAGCCUUUCCGGCAGCGAGGAGGCGUCUAGCCGGGGCUGGAACCGAAGCCGGAGGGGAAGCAACCAGGCCGGCGUAGGUGCAGCCGGUGGAGGAGGAACUGCCGGCGGAGGUCACGCUGGCGGUGGUGUGCUAACCGGUGGAGGAGCGGCGACGGGAGUAGCAGCAGGUGGCAGAGAACUAACCACCGGCGGAGGCGCGGAGACUGGCGGUGGUGUUGAAACCGGAGGUGGCGUUGCUGCUGGAGGCGUCGGAGUGGUCACCGGAGGCGGACUAGCGGUGGGAGAAGUGGGAGUGGGCGGAGCAAUGGUGGCGGUAGGAGAAUUCGCCGGCGAUUGGCCGCUGACGGUGGCGACUCCAAUGCAGAUGGUGUUCCUUCUCUACAAGUGCCGCAUCAAGCGUAUGGAUGAGUCGCAGAAGCUUGUUGGAGGGAAUUCGCGAAGAAUGAAUGAGCCGGCAGUUCCUCCUCCCGCCUCACCGCCGCCUCCGGUGCCAUCUCCUCCUCCACAGGUUGCACCUAUGCCGGCUCCGGUUGCUUCCCCUCCGGCUUCGGUUCCAGCCCCGGCUCUGUUGAAGUCGACGUCUCCUGCUCCAUCUCCAUCGCAAACGAGCCCUCCGGCUCCGCCGACGGGAGCUCCGGGACCUAGUCUAAUUAGGAAUUAA
Salvia hispanica is the source of this 822-nucleotide messenger RNA. NCBI's taxonomy places the organism in Eukaryota, Viridiplantae, Streptophyta, Magnoliopsida, Lamiales, Lamiaceae. The record is from RefSeq and is a predicted model, not a curated record.